Meloidogyne enterolobii is the source of this 521-nucleotide messenger RNA. NCBI's taxonomy places the organism in Eukaryota, Metazoa, Nematoda, Chromadorea, Rhabditida, Meloidogynidae. The record is from the annotation of a GenBank genome assembly.
UCCAGCGCACCAUCGGCAAAAGAAUUCUCGACUACGACGACUUAGGUGCAUUCUUAGCUGAAGUGGAAGCAAGCGUCAAUAGUCGACCAAUCACUUGGGUGUCAGACCAACCUGGAGCACCAUUGCCACUAACGCCUAAAGACCUCAUCCAAAACAGUGGACCGAACGACCUUGGACCAACAGAUUGCGAACUCGACUACGACGACGAAAAAUUAACUGGACCUGAGAAAUUGGCAGCACUUUGGACAGCAUACAGAGAAGCAGCAGACGUCUUUUGGUCCCGAUGGAGCAACGAAUACAUUCUGGCCAUCAGAGAACGUGCUGGUUGGACACACAAAGGACCACGUUCUCAAACAACAUCACCACCGAAAAUUGGUCAAAUUGUACUCGUCGAGAUGGAUCUUCGACCACGCAAUCUAUGGCCUCUGGCAAAAAUCGUCGAACUCAAUGGCUCGGCUAAUGAAAUUAGAAGCGUCAAUCUUUUAACUGGAGAUGGGAAGAUCAUCACCCGUCCAGUCAGC